Cetraspora pellucida is the source of this 633-nucleotide messenger RNA. NCBI's taxonomy places the organism in Eukaryota, Fungi, Glomeromycota, Glomeromycetes, Diversisporales, Gigasporaceae. The record is from the annotation of a GenBank genome assembly.
CUUUCCACUGAGGACUUUAACAAGCAGUGGGCCCUUGUUAAUAACUUUUGGACAAAAUACAAUAGUUACAUAUUAAAUAAUGGUGAUGAACGUAAGACUUUCGUUUGUAGACUUUCAAAGCCUCAUGAAUCAAGCGGAAGAAAAGAAAAUGUUCUCUCUGAAAAGCUUCGCAUAACCUGGAAAAACCCCGCCAUCAAUUGUGAAGCUAGAAUUAGAAUAACAUGGUUGGCAGCAUCGAAUAUGGUUAGAAUUGAGAGGGUUAGUGGUACCUCUGAUCAUAGCCAUUCAAUGAAAGAAAAUAAUAUGCGAAAACGGUCAAAAUUUAUUAAAGAUAUGAUAGGCAACGAGGCAAUUAAAGAUUACAAACUCUCGACAAUUGCUGAUGUUAUUAGGAAAGAAGCCUCUAAAUUAUGUGAAGACUCAGGCAUAAAAUAUUUAAAAACCAAGAAGGUCGCUAAUAUCAAGCAGAAGCUUGUUGAACCAAUGAAUUCGCAUCUUGUUGGAGAUGCAAAUUUAAAACCUGAUAUCUUAAAUACAAUCAAAUUUUUAAUAGAAAAUAAUUAUCAAGUUGAGUCUUUUCAAAAGCAAGGAUCACUUGAGCAUUUGCAGGGUUUAUGCUUUGCAAACUUUUAG